AUGGGGUACUGCUUCGACAUCAGCCCGGACACGGAGCGCAUGGAGCAGAUCGUCAUCUAUGAGUUCAUUGACAACGGCGACCUCGACCGCUGGAUCGGCCCGCGUGAGCUCAUUAACACUAACGCUUCCAGGCCCUGGUACAAUAGAUCGGGCCCCAUGAUGCUGCCUCGACCGCUGGAUCGGACCCUCUUUGGAGUGGUGAUGCUGACACUCAUCACUGCUCGCAAGGCGAUCUACAACGCGGAGGCAGAUCAGAUCAACCUCAAGCAGUGGGUGGCUCCGCUGGUGGCAGCGGGCGACGCGGGCGCGAUGAGGGACCCGCAGCUGGAGGCGCCGGACGACUUGGUGCUGCGCAUGGCCCGCCUCGCCCUGCGCUGCACCGUCAUGCCCACCGCCUCGCGCCCCUCCAUCAGCCGCGUGCUCGGCGAGCUGCUCGUCAUGAAGGAGGAGUUUCUCGGGCAGGACGAGGACCGCAUGGCGGCGCGCAUUGACCGCGAGCUCGAGAGCUCCGAGAAUAAGCCCCUUGCUCCCGCCACCACCAACCCAUCCCCCGUGACCCCUUCCCCUUCAUCACUCCCUUCUUGCUCUCUCUCUCCUCCCCCAUCCCACCCAAGCUGUCAUUCUUCCUCCCCCCCCACCCUUACAACCUCGAUUCGCCCCUGCCUGUCACAUGCAAUUAUCACUUUCGCUCGAGUAGGAUGCCUCAAGAGUCGCCCGCUGUCGGUUCCCGCUCCCGCACGCACAUGCCUUCUCACGUCUCUCCGUCUACCUCCUGCCCCCGUUGCUGCGAUUGCCAACAACAAAUCCGCGGACGAUGCGGACUGCAGGCUUCCAUAUGGAAAGGCUAAAGAGACCGCCUUCGCAGGCCAUUUUAUGAAGUCCGUUAUCAUCGCGACCGCGCCGCUUGGCGCGCUCCUGCUGGCAUCUGGCCCCGCAUCCGCGUUUUCGGGCAGCCACGCGUACGGUAGUCUUGGCCAAGGCGAGCUAGGCUGGUCCGAGUCGCUCCAGACCAAUGCUGGAGGAGGAGGAGGAGGAGGCGGUAGCGGACAGGGCGGCAAUGGAGGCGGCGGAGGAGGAGGAGGCGGCGGGAGUGGAGGUCCAGGAGGAACGCAACGACCUGGAAACGACUCGCCGUAUUCCAACGCUGACGUGGAUGAAGAUGACGAUGAUGUGGACGAGGCAGACAACCCGGAUGGCAUUUCCGAACCAGUGAGCCCAGUCGGCAAGAGCGCUAGUGCCGUUCGCGUCGCGACUGCCGAUGCUGCUGCGAGGGAUGCUUCUGGUGGCAAAACGCCAACAGAAAGCCGCGACCCGGCGUGGCGAGAGUUUCCCAAGCGCCGAUCCAGCAGCCGCCGACGCCACGGAGCAAGCGGGAACGGCGUCGCCGGUGCCACGCUACUGAACACUUACCCCCCCGACGUGCUCUUCGCGUCGCUCUCCGCCGUAGCCGGCUCCGCCGGUCGCGCCGGCGCCGGCGGCGACGACAGCGCUACUGCGGCCAGCGCCGGAGGGGGAAACAGCAGCUCCGCGGGCAGCUUGAGCAGCGGAACGAUCAGCAGCAGGCGGAGGCGGCCGGACGACGAGCGCAUGCGUCGCGCGGACGGCAUGUUUGAUUGGAUGGCGGGGCUGCUGCACUCGAUGCUCGCGUCGCGUCUCGACGGCAUGCAAGACCGCGUCGACCGGCAAGCGCUGAUGGCGGAAACGGCGGACCUCGUCGUGCAGAUACUUGACAAGCGUUCCGCGGACGACGCAUUCGCGCACCGGUCGGAGGUAAGCGCGCUCCGCAGGCUGCAGCGCGAGGCGUUUCAGGAUCUUCUGCGCGUGAAAGACCGCCUCCACCGCCUCGAGUUCCUCUCCGGAGUGCGCCAGUCCCCCGAUGGCCGCUCCCCGCGCCCCUCCGCGGGGUCCGUGUAUUCCGCUUCCGCCGCAGCCUUCGGCGCAACCGCGGGCGCGUUUGGCACGGGGAUUGCCGGGAUCGGCGAGGAGAGCGGCGUGUGGGGCGGGCUCGGUGCAGGCGCGGGGAGCGUGCUGGGCGGAGCGGGGCGGACGCGCCUGCACGGGGAGAUCGCGGCGGGCGGAGCGUUCGUUCCGACGGAGGGCGCGCGCAGCCACAGCACGCGCGCGGCGCUAGAACAGGCGGGCAUGCGAUCGGGACUGACGGUGAAGUUCAGAUUCGAUACGACCUGCCGCGACGACGACCUCCUGUCGACUGAGCUGACGGCCGGCCUAGGAGAAGACAGCAGCAGCUUCAUGUUGGGCGGCCCCGUUAACAUUCAUAAAAUCCUCUACAGUACUAAGUUAUGCGACGGCGUGCAGCUGGCCGUGGCGCCUUUAGGAGCCGUUGGGUCGGACAUGGCGGAAGGCAUGAACCCGCUCAAGGACCAGGGCCUCACGCGCUUCUCGUCCGGCGGAAUCUCCCUGCACCGCCGCGCGAGGGGCUCCGCGCUCGCGUUCUCGCUGCGCAACUCCGCCGCCUCGUUCACCGCCGCGCAGUUCCUCUCCGGCUGGGGGGUCUCGCAGGACCCCGAGGGGGAAUCCGCGGGGCUGUGCGCGUCGUCCCUGGCGCAACUGUCCCUCCAGCCCCAGGAUAACGUCGUCCUCUCCAUGUCCGCGCUCAACCGCCUCUGGCCCUCCCCGCCGCUUCCCUCCGCCACGGGGCUGCACUGGAGCGAGAUGGGCCCGCUCGUGGUGCCGAAGCUGCUGCCGUGGCUCGGCAAGCUGAAGAAGGCAGGCUCGGGUCGAAGCGCGGGGAGCGGGGAUGGGAGCUCUGGGAUGGGCGGAGCGGAGAGCAGCAGCGGGGUGGUGGGGCAGGAGCUGUGGCUUCCGCCUGAUCAGGAGCCCGCGACUAUGGUGCAGUCGGUGGCGGUGUCGGGCGCGGUGCAGCUCGGUGCGGCGACUAUUGCGGCAUGGGCGCAGGCGGAGAACGGGGACUGCCUGGACGAGGACGCGCGGCGGAAGCUGCAGUGGUCCGUGUCUCUGCUGGUGCAGGGGAAGGGCAGGGCGGAGGACGAGGCGGGGAACGGCGGGACGGGCGGAAGCAGUGGGAAUGGGGCGAGCGGGAAAGCCGGUGGGGGGAAGGGUAAGAAGGGGAAAUGGACGGACAGGAUUUCGCUGGGAGCGUGCAUCGGAGGCACGCAGCCAGAUGCGUUUUUCCUGGGAGGGGGCGCGGAGUCGAGCAGCACGGGGAUGGUGGGCGGGGAGAGCGGGGAGGGGAACGAGGGGGGCGCGGCGGGCGCGGGGCAGGUGCAGGCGGAGGCGUUUAUGCGGGUGAAGUGCGGGAGGGGGCUGGUGCUGCAGCCGGGGGUGGUGGUGGCGCAGAAUGAGAGGACUGGGCGGCACACUGCGUUCAUGCUGAGGUCAUCCUGGGCCCUCUGA
Molecule: messenger RNA, 3375 nt
Organism: Closterium sp. NIES-65
Lineage: Eukaryota; Viridiplantae; Streptophyta; Zygnematophyceae; Desmidiales; Closteriaceae
Source: the annotation of a GenBank genome assembly